This is a messenger RNA of Andrographis paniculata, 1275 nucleotides long. RefSeq names its product PLASMODESMATA CALLOSE-BINDING PROTEIN 3-like. Lineage: Eukaryota; Viridiplantae; Streptophyta; Magnoliopsida; Lamiales; Acanthaceae. The record is from RefSeq and is a predicted model, not a curated record. The coding region runs from base 250 to 1008 and encodes 252 amino acids. The transcript has 4 exons.
CCCAUCUCUCUAUCUAUACAUCUUUUUCUACAUCUAUAUCUCUCUCUCUCUCUAUAUAUAUAUACACACCUGGCAGUGCCACCGUCCCACUCCCAUUUUCAUCAGACUCCCCCUAGCUUCUCCAUCCUCUCUCUAGAACCCUCCAUCCUCUCUCUAGAACUAUCUCUCUCUCUCUCUCCCACAACAACUGAAUAUCCCUCUUCUUCCUUUCCUUCUUGCAAAGACAUAUCCUAAGAUCUGUAAUCCAUCAUGGGUAUUUCUAUGGUGUGUAUGACACUGCUGUUCUACACCUGGAUCAGCUCUACAGAUGCAAACUUCUGUGUGUGCAACAAUGGGCUAAGCGACAGUGUUCUUCAGAAGAACAUAGACUAUGCUUGUGGGCAUGGAGCAGAUUGCUCUGCCAUCCAGCCUAAUGCAGUGUGUUACAAUCCCAACACUGUCAAGGACCAUUGCAGCUAUGCUGUCAACAGUUAUUACCAGAAAAAGGCCCAGGCUCCCGGCAGCUGUGACUUCCAGGGCACUGCCACUGUCUCCCCAAAUCCCCCUAGUGCUGGCUCUGGAUGUACGUUUCAGUCUACUCCCAGUGCUGGAGGCACCACAACUCCUCCAAGCACCGGGGGCACAAUCACCCCCCCUACCAGUGGGGGCACUACACCGAUGACACCAAGCACCGGUGGUGCAGUUGCACCGCCUACAAGUGGAGGAACCACGCCGACUACUCCAAACACUGGUGGGAUGCUUGCACCACCCACCAGCCCGAGCACCGGAGGAACUUCAACCACUCCAACUACAGGCGGCACAACCUCGCCAACAACCAGCCCGACUUUCGGUGGAUCCUCCACCCCAGGUGUCUUUCCGGGCACUAGUACAGGUAUUCCAACGAGCAGUCCAUUUGGGGGCACAGACAGCAGUGCUAGUGUGAAACUGUGCACUAGCAGUGCCACCGUGGCUCUUGCAGGUCUGUCUAUACCUCUCAUACUUUAUGAGUUGAUCCAUCCUAGAAUGUAAGAGUGGACUUUCUGGAGGGAUAACUAGAUUUGGUGCUAGAAAUGAGAGGAUUCAUCACAUGAUUUAGUAAUUCAUCUUUGAUAUAAUUCACCCUUGGUUUUGGGGCCAUAUAAUUUUGUUCUUUUGGGGGACAAGAUUCGGUUAUUAGGGUCCCUUUUGCUAUGUGCAUUUAGAUGUUAUAUGUGAAGGGGGUGAGUGUUACACUUUUAUGCUGUAAUGCUUAUUACAGGUAUUGUUAUUAAUUCCAUUACUUAUUUGUCUGUUUAA